Molecule: messenger RNA, 2605 nt
Organism: Xiphophorus hellerii (green swordtail)
Lineage: Eukaryota; Metazoa; Chordata; Actinopteri; Cyprinodontiformes; Poeciliidae
Gene: stom
Product: stomatin
Exons: 7
Coding region: 1656-2495 (279 amino acids)
Cellular component (GO): plasma membrane
Source: RefSeq, a predicted model, not a curated record
AGACAAAUUUCAGGGCGAAGUUGGUAUUUGCGUUGAAGCCGCUUCUCCCAGCGCCCGCCACACAUUGAACCGUUUCUCCUCCGUCGCUCUGAAUUAUUAUGGACAACCAAGGUAUUUCGAUGAAAGAGUCCAAAAGAAGAGAGCGCCAGUCCGCUGUGAGGAUGGAGAGAAAGAAGAGAGGAAGAGAAGAAUCAGGACAGACAGGGGAAGGCAACAGGUUGGUCUAAAAUUAGACGUUAGUGUAGGAACAGCAAAUUAAUAAUUUAUCAAAUAUUAUUUAUUUUUAUUUCAUUUAUUUGUGUUUUGUUCAAAUCUAUUAAAUGAUCAUUGUUGGACCAUAUGACUUAGCAGAAAAUAUAUAGAGCUACUGUUACAUUUUAUUAAUUUAUUCCACAAUGUUUUUGUUUUUUAUGGAGCUGAUCACCCACAGUAACAUCAAAUAAAAAUAAGUCUUUUACAUUAUAACUUCUUAUGAUUAAGUCAGAUUUAUACACCUUAAAUCACUUAGCUGAGUGUGGAAUAACUUUUGUUUGUCUUAAUCUGCUCUGAGAAGACGUCACAGGUGAGCCUAAAAAUUCAGAAAUUACGUCUUUUGGAAUAAAACUGAACACAUCUCAACAUUUUUAAAGAAAUCCUCUGAAAAAGCAAUUAGUGUUAGUGAAACUAGAGAGAAAAUAAAACCAGCACAUUGUGAAGAUGCUGGUUGAUGUUUGAGUUUUAUUAUCCACAGUGAAAGUUUACCAACAUGGCCUGAAAGGAAGAGAAACCCACAUUUUUAGAGAUUUCAUGAUGAAAGUGAAACAGAAAUCUGUUGCCUUAAUGACCCUUGUUGUUACACGUAGAGGGAAAUGCCAUCGGACCUGUGAAGGUCAGAGGUGGGAGCUUUGGGGUUUGGUGGGUGUUUUCCUACAUGACAAAGUGUUGCACUUCACAGACAGCGCUGAGGACGUGUGUGAGAACAAACCUGGUUCAGUUACACCAACUGGGUCAGGAGGAACGGGUCCAACCACCAGCAGGCUGCUGGGAAGAAACCCAAAAUGGCCGACUCAAAUCCUGCAGUUGAAAAGUUGAGGAGAUGGAUGUGGAUUUCUGAGUUUAAUUAUCAGUGUUUUCAGAUUGCUCUCCUUACAGCUUUUCCACAUUUCAGUUAAAAAUCAAAGCGUAUCAGGAUUUCUGUUCUAAUGUUUUAACCUAAUGAAAGCUGGAAGCAGAGGUGAUAGUCAUACUUCAUGUUGGAUACUUGAAAUAAUUAAUGUUCGCUUUCAGAAAUUGUGUCCACUUUUUACAUUUUUUAAAAUUCCAGUUUGUUUCUGUUUAGCUCCAGUAAAAUGAAACCCGUUGGUCUCUGUUGGUUUCUGCACUGGCACCCUUAAGACCUCCUGGGCUCGCUGCUCCUGGCAGGACUGCGUUUUGAUUUGUGUUUGGUUUACUUUGCCUGUAGGUCCGGGCCGUUACAGUUCGCACGAUGCUGAAGGUACGGAUCUGAUCCGCCGUCUGGGUGAAUGUCGUCGUCAGUAACCAUGAGUGUCUGGGUUUGGCUCUGCUGUGACAGGAAACCCGACUAACCUGAACAAACAAAUGGUUUAGAGGUGUUAGAAAGAGACAACAUUCAUGACGUGAUUACAGAGAACGUUUGGUGAAAAGCUGAUAAAUGAAUGACUUUAUUUCACAGCGUGUGUGUGGGUGUGUGUGUCCUCCCAGCUCUGGAGAACUCGGACUCGGGCAUCGGCCUGUGCGGCUGGCUGCUGGUUGGACUCUCCCUCAUGCUGAUGCUGGUCACUCUCCCCUUCUCCAUAUGGAUGUGCAUUAAGAUAGUGAAGGAGUACGAGCGAGCCAUUAUCUUCCGCCUUGGGCGCAUUCUGAAAGGAGGAGCUAAAGGACCGGGGUUGUUCUUCAUCUUACCGUGCACCGACAACUUCAUCAACGUCGACAUGCGAACCAUCACCUUCGACAUCCCGCCGCAAGAGGUUCUGACCAAAGACUCGGUGACGGUGAGCGUUGACGGCGUGGUGUACUACCGGGUCCAGAACGCCACCCUGGCUGUGGCCAACAUCACCAACGCGGACGCCGCCACCCGGCUGCUGGCCCAGACCACCCUGAGGAACGUCCUGGGCACCAAGAACCUGGCGGAGAUCCUGUCCGACCGCGAGGAGAUCGCUCACAGCAUGCAGUCGACUCUGGACGACGCCACAGACGACUGGGGGAUCAAGGUGGAGCGCGUGGAGAUCAAGGACGUGAAGCUGCCUCUGCAGCUCCAGAGAGCCAUGGCGGCCGAGGCGGAGGCGAGCCGCGAGGCCAGAGCCAAGGUGAUCGCGGCGGAGGGUGAGAUGAACGCGUCUCGGGCCCUGAAGGAGGCGUCCCUGGUGAUCUCUGAGGCCCCGUCGGCUCUGCAGCUGCGCUACCUGCAGACCCUCAACACCAUCGCCGCCGAGAAGAACUCCACCAUCAUCUUCCCGCUGCCGAUGGACAUGAUGCACAGCCUGAUGAAGCGCUGAGGAAGAACGCCGCCCACACACACAUGUUUGCGCAGCUAUGUUUGCGGGGACUUUCCAUUGACUUCCAUUCAUUUCUAACCGUAACCAAAACUCAAUUCACACCUUAGUCC